AUGCGGCUCGCACUGGAGAAAGAAAGACAAAAUCAUGGCGCAUACUUUCGCUUGGUCCAGCCUAAUGGAUGGCCGAAGUUUCACGUUCCUCCGGCUGUGAAGAACAAAAAAAAAAGAAAACACGAGAGUAGCGAGGGUUCACUCGACCCAAUUUCCAGACUUUCAUUUUUGAAUGACGCGCUCAUAAAAUCGCACAAGAUAUUGCUGGGACUCCUGUUCGUCGUCUCCGCCAUCGGCGAUCCGAUCAGAACGAAGAAAGAAGCACCACCUAGUCCACAGUAUGGUCCGCCUGCUGCUUCUUACGGUGUACCGAACGUAGGUCCUUCGGAUUCGUACGGCGCUCCACCACCGCCAUCGUCGUCUUACGGUGCACCAUCUGGACCAUCGUCUUCCUACGGUGCCCCGUCUGGACCAUCAUCGUCUUACGGCGUUCCUUCGUCGUCCUACGGCGCGCCAUCUUCCAGCUACGGAGCCCCAUCCUCCGGGCAUGGCUCUUUCGGCGGUGAUCACGGAUCCUUCGGAGGAGGCGAUCAUGGAUCGGAUCACGGAUCGUUAGGCGGAGGAUCGUUCGACAGUGGUUACGGGGGAGACGGACACGGAUCGUCGUAUGGCGGCGGCGGCGGCGGCGGCGGUUUUGGUGGAGAUUUUGGAUCGUACGGAGGAGGACAUCACGGAGGUGGAGGUGGAGGAGGCGGUGGUGAUGUUGGAUCGUACGGAGGAGGACAUCACGGAGGAGGCGGCGGUGGAGAUUUCGAUUCGUUCGGAGGAGGACACCACGGAGGUGGAGGAGGAGGAGGUGGAGGCUUCGAUUCGUUCGGAGGAGGACAUCACGGAGGUGGAGGAGGAGGAGGAGGCGGUGGAGGCUUCGAUUCGUUCGGAGGAGGACAUCACGGAGGAGGAGGAGGAGGAUCCGCGCUCGGUCCCGUUUACGGUCCACCCUCGCAAUCCUACGGUCCUCCGGCGCCUUCCUACGGUCCCCCGGCGCCCUCCUACGGUCCACCGGCACCGUCUUAUGGUCCACCUGCUCACGAUCAGCCGAAAGGAGUAUGGAAAAAAAAGCUCACGUGGAAGGCCGAGUGGAAGCAGGUAUGGAAAACGGAGUCUAAACUAACGUGGAAACAGGAAUGGAAGAAGGUUCAGGUACCAAUUUGGAAGGAAGUACAGGUGCCAGAAUGGAAGGAAAUUCAAGUGCCAGCUUGGAAGAAGGUACAAAAACCUAUUUGGAAGGAGAUCCAAGUACCCAUUUGGAAGGAGAUUCAGGUACCAGCUUGGAAGAAGGUUUGGAAGCCUGUCUGGAAGGAGAUUCAAGUACCGAUUUGGAAGGACGUUCAAGUGCCCGACUGGAAGAAGAUUUGGAUACCAGAGUGGGUAAAGAUCGGUAUUCCCGGCGAACAGUACGUCGGCAAGGAUCAACACGGUUGGCAAUAUACCAGUCACGAUCUCUGGAAGAAGAAACUCAUUUGGAAACCGAUCUGGAAGAAAAUUUGGAGGACGGAGAAGAAGCAAGCUUGGGUUACGGAUAAGAAGCUCGAAUGGAAAGCCGAAUGGAAGCAAAUUUGGAAAACCGAAAAGAAACAAGUUUGGGUGACGGAUAAGAAACUAGUAUGGAAGGAAGAGUCCGUACAGGUUUGGUUACCUAAAAAACAACAGAUUUGGGUCACGCAAAAGAAGCAGGUGUGGAAGGACGAAUGGAAAAGCAAGUGGGUACCGGUUUGGAAGAACGUACAAGUACCGGCCUGGAAGAAGGUUUGGAAGCCCGUUUGGGAGAAAGUUUGGGUACAAAUAGAAUCCCAUCACGACGGAGGCCACCAUGGUUACAACUAAUACGAUGAUAUUAGCGUAGUCGUUAGGAGAUCAAAGUUAAUCUCGUUAGUUAACGUUCCAAAGUUCGUAGAACGUGUUUCAAGUACGGAUCGAUAAUUUCAAACUCGACGAUGAUCCCUUGCUCGACGAUUAUCCUAACGAAUGAGACAGAAAGCAUAGUAUUUCGUCGAUCGCGUCGGAAUAAGGAGAGUAGACUCGUGAUAUUGCGAUUUAAGUAUUCCGUAAAUGCCGAAUGAAUCGCUACAAGUCCUUGCCCCCUGUAAAUAAGGAGAUUAAAAGAUUGCAAGCGCAUCGAUAUUUUUGUACGUUUUGCGUUUACUUUAAUCUAAUAAAUAUUCUUUUUUACCACGUGCCUGCUUAAUCGAUUGAUAUCCCGAAUCGAGCGAUGAUCUAGUUAGAAACUUUCGCUUUGUAUACAACGAUCUGGAUUGUUUUAGAUGAGCAAGAUAAAAGGAAAGAAAGAAUAACUUUGAAAAAAAAAAGAAACGAAGAAGACGAUUGUUCGAAGUUUAAGUAGAUCUGAUGGAACGAAGUCGGUAGUGUAAUCGGCAGUAGCUUUCCCGUUUACUCGAUGAAAGUACAAUUUUCUAGACGACGGAGGAGGUUUAUCAGGUGGAAAACGGAAGGAGAAAAGGAAGAUGCUUUCCAGGGAAGCGUAUAUGCAGAUGUCAGGGUCGCGAGACGGACUCACGACCUUUACUUUCUCCGUGAUCGUGUCGGAGCAAGUGUGGGAUGAUCGAGAAAUAAAGAAUCUACCAAGAGAGAACGUGGAGACGUCGGUGGGAGAACGGAAGUGGCACGACCGGUUCGUCUUCUCGGUCUCCUUCCGAGCUUCGAUGAACCAGUGAACGCAAACCAGUAUCUACUAAACGCAUCGAAGAAAGUGGAUGGCGCUUUCGAGUCGACAAAAAAAAAAAAAAAAAACAAAAAGAUCGAUGACGUUGUCAUUGUCCCUAAUGAAUAAAUUAGUUGUAUGAUAGACGAACGAACACGGCUCGAAUCAAAUUAGACGUACGACGACAUGCAUCUUAUCUUUUUUUAUCUCUCGUACAUCACGAAAGACGAGCGACGCCAUCAAUCCGGCGGAAUCUUUGCGACUUAAAUCUUAAUUAAGAGCUAUCUCCUCCCUUUUUCCCAUUAAUUUUCUUUAUCUCAUGCCGGAACUGGGUUAGAUAUUUUGUUAAUUAUCAGUUUCAUUAACGGUUCGUGCAUUCGGAUUCGCACGAAUCCAUCGCCUUCGUCCCGACCGAUGAUGAGAUUUUAUCUCUUUGGCAGAGAGUAACGCGUAACUACAUAAA
Messenger RNA from Vespula vulgaris, 3122 nucleotides. RefSeq lists its product as uncharacterized. Bases 1 to 1824 code for a protein of 607 amino acids. NCBI's taxonomy places the organism in Eukaryota, Metazoa, Arthropoda, Insecta, Hymenoptera, Vespidae. The transcript has 4 exons. The record is from RefSeq and is a predicted model, not a curated record.